Cornus florida is the source of this 824-nucleotide messenger RNA. RefSeq names its product protein SRC2-like. NCBI's taxonomy places the organism in Eukaryota, Viridiplantae, Streptophyta, Magnoliopsida, Cornales, Cornaceae. The record is from RefSeq and is a predicted model, not a curated record. The transcript is spliced from 2 exons. The coding region runs from base 32 to 652 and encodes 206 amino acids.
UCGAUCAAUUGCUCAAUCGCAUAACACAGACAUGGCCUACCGUACUUUAGACAUCACAAUUAUAUCCGCCGAAGGACUCGAUGAUGUGAAUCUUGUGACCAAGAUGGACGUCUACGUGGUGGCGUCGAUCUCCAGCGUCCGGAAACUGACCCCCGCCGACAAGCACGGCGGAACAAAACCCAAACCUCCUCGCCGGCAACACCACCUCCGAUUGAAAUUCUCGUACAAGUACGAUGGGAAGUUUACUCCGCCGCAUACGGCGGCGCCGGCGAAGGGUCAGGAGCCUGUGACGGUGCAUCCACCAAAUAUCGGUGUGAGCACCACGGUCGCGCAGCCUGCUGGGGUGGCGAUGGCGUAUCCACGGCCACCUUAUACUUAUCCGCUGCAGCAAGCGGGACGGGCGCGGGGGGGGGGGGGGGGGGGGGGGGGGGGUGUUCGAUAUCCGCCACCGCCGCAGGCAUAUCCGGUGCCGGCGAUGGCGGGAUAUGGGUAUCCACAACCACAAGUGGAGAAACCUAAGAAAAAAAAGGAUAAGUUUGGGACGGGAUUUGGAGCUGGUUUGAUCGGAGGGUUGAUUGUCGGAGAUAUGGUGUCAGAUAUCGGUGAUGCUGGGUAUGAAGAUGGCUUUGAUGACGUUGCUUUUGAUAUGUAAUCUGUUUUGAUCUUUUAUUUGUAGAUAAUUUUAUGUUGUGAAUUGGUUUUUAGGUUUGAUAUGAUGAAUUUUUGUGAUUUAGUUAAUUUUUAGAAUUUUAGAAGUACCUUUUUGGCAUUAUUUUGUGCUAAAAACAUCAUUCACUUUAUCCAGUUACAUCCAUUUGUUGUUU